AUGGAAUCCCCGGAGAAACCCACACCCGCGGAGUCACCGUGCCACGCCGUCGUCGGCAAGCUCCUGUACAAACGCAUCGGAGCGCACCCGAUCACGGUGCUGGCGGAAACGGACUGGUGGCGGAAGUACCUGGGCAAGCACGAGUCACUCUUUAACAUCGCCGAACCGGUCAAGUGCGACGAGCGUUCGCGGAAGGUACGCCAGGAGGGGAACGAGUUUUACCGCCGGCAGCGGUAUCGAGAGGCGCUGGGGCGGUAUAAUGAAGGUAUUUGUUACGCGGAGGUCGGGUCGCCGGAACUUGGGUUGGGGUACGGGAAUCGAUCGGCUGUUUAUUGGGAGCUGGGAGAGUACGAGUUGGCGUUGGCGAAUAUUGCGCUGGCAAGGGGGAAUUGCUAUCCGGAGGGGCUUGAGGGGAAGCUUCGCGAGCGGGAGCGGAAUUGCCGAGAUAAGUUGGAUGGUGGGCGUUCGCUGGGGGCGGUUCCCUGUCCGAGGAUGGGGAUCAAGAUUCCGUUUAUGGCGGCACAGAUUCGGAUGGAGAUUUUUCCGGAGCUGGGACGAGGUUUUUGUGCUGAGCGGGACUUCCGGCCGGGCGACGUUCUGCUGGACGAGAAGUCGAUGAUGGCGGUUAUUGAUAGCGGGUUGCGGUACUUCAACUGUAGCUGGUGUUCCAACGCGAACUUUCAUAGCUUGAUUCCGUGCUUGGAGUGCGUUUCGUACAUGUACUGCUGCGAAGAAUGUCGCGAUCGUGAUCGUGAGACUUGCCAUCGGUUCGAGUGUGGCAUUGGUGGGAAGUUGCGCGAGUUUGCCUUCUCCAACACGAUGUUCGGCCCGAGGAUGUUCUUUUACGGGCUGAGCCUGUUCAAGGACGACGUCUGGCAGAUGAUGGAGUUUUGCAAGACGAACGCUCGAACGGCAGGAAACCCGCUGUCGAUUGACUUUGCCAACGAUGAUCGCGUCCAGGAGUUCAAGGAGUUUGUCAAAGCGGCGCCCGUUGGCCGUACACGCAACCUAUUCGUAUUCCGGUUCUGCGCGGCCAUGUACGACGUACUUUUCGGGAAGCAUCCGUUGGUGAAAUCGCUCAUCCGCACCAAGUCGCAGAAGCGCUUCAUGAUGAACUCCUUCCUCGAGUUUAGCGAGUUGGCGAUCAACCUCGCGUACAGCAGCGAUCCGGACGGCGGCUUGGUUGUCAACAUGUUUUGCUCGCUUGCCUCCGUCCUGAACCACUCGUGCGAUCCGAACGCGGUCAUCGUGCUGGACGCCGGCCGCGUCAAGAUUGUCGUGCUGCGACCGAUUCGCCCAGGCGAACAAAUCUGCAUCACCAACGGGCGUACGUUCUGGACCGCGGAAUCCGUUGAAAUGGACGAGGAAUUCGACUUCGCCUGCCGGUGCGUCGUUUGCAACCCCGAGACCCACGCCGAGUGGCGCGCCCAAGGCCAGGAGCUCCCACCGAAGGCCGUUCAGCAUUGGCGCGUGCUGGAAAGGGUCAUGCAAGCGGAGGCGAACGACGCGGCCAAACCGAACGCGCUGCAGCAGUACGUUCAGCGGUACGCGUACCUCCAUCCGAACCCGGAGUGGGCGGUCGCGCUGAAAGUCUACCACGGAACGCUGCGCAUGAUGGUCAAGAGGGAGAAUGAGGCGCUGGCGAGGGCGGUGGCGCUGGCCGUCGCUGACAACUGA
Molecule: messenger RNA, 1677 nt
Organism: Culex quinquefasciatus (southern house mosquito)
Lineage: Eukaryota; Metazoa; Arthropoda; Insecta; Diptera; Culicidae
Product: SET and MYND domain-containing protein DDB_G0273589
Exons: 1
Coding region: 1-1677 (558 amino acids)
Molecular function (GO): protein binding
Source: RefSeq, a predicted model, not a curated record